AUGGCUUCUCGAGACAAUUCCCCGACAUCCCAACCAAAAUCGAAGCCCUUGAAUGCGGAACAACUUGCGAGUCAACCUCUUCCACCCCUUAGCAUUGACAAAAAUUGUUGUACUACCAACUUUGCCCUACAUGACAUCUUUUUUACUUGGAAACUUGAGCCAUGGGAAACUUUUCAAGAUGAAGUCGCUUCCUCGAUAAAAGCGAUCGAAUGGAGCAAGAAACCGCUCAGUCAAAGCCUGCAGCACGGAGAUGUACAUGCUACUGAACACUUUCGCUGUGGAGACGAGUCCUCGGUCAGUGCAAGAUUCAUCCAGAACGCUCUGCAUAUGGCGACGGCCAUUGGGAAGGAGGCUGGCUUUACGAACGUAUUCGGUGACUGGAGGGCUACCGCUGGAGCGAGAAAAAAGAACGAGACCGACCAGAAAAGUGGCGACCACAGGGAAACGGCCAAGGGUAAGAAUGCUGUCAGAGGAGAAAAGCUCAAAAAGGGCGAAGAUAGUAAUUGCAAGCACGAAAAAGGGGGAGAUGCCAACGAUGGAAGUCCUGCGAAGCAAAACCAUUUGAUCCCUGACUACGCUCUUUUGACUGAGAAUGGAUGCGAGGUACGACUUGUUGGAGAAGCAAAGACACCAUGGAAGCAUGACAUCAAGGGCUGGUGUGAUGACUUUUCGUCGGAUUCUACGUCACUCAGACAUGGUCUAGGCCAGAUCGCUCGAUAUAUGCAGGUAUUUCGCCUGAAAUAUGGCUUCUUGACAACUUACAAUAAAACAAUUUUUUUGAAACAAGAAGGCACGAACUCAGAUGCGGUCCUGUAUUUCUCCCCGGCAAUUGAAUCCUCUGGCCAGACUCCUUCGCUAAGAGAAUGUAUUGUCUAUAUGCAAAGUCUAGUGGAGCAACCUAAAGACUCUCAGGAGCUGUCUACUCCCUGGCACUUUGAAAAUAAUGUCGGGAAAGACAAUAGUGGAGCUGAAUGGGUUGUCACAGGUGACAAGAAGAACAACGAAUCCGCAUCUGUAUUAAGGGUUCGCGUUGAGAAUGCCAUAGCUAAGAUUGCUUCCCUUCCGAGAGACGAAGACAGUGUGGAUUUCCAAAGUGUUGGUGAGAUUUGCUCUGAUCUGGGGAGCCUAUCAAUUAACCCUUCUGAUGAUCGAAAGCCUACGAGGACGUUGAUGAGCGGCUCUCGGACCGCAAGAUUUGAUGAACCUUGA
Molecule: messenger RNA, 1209 nt
Organism: Histoplasma capsulatum G186AR
Lineage: Eukaryota; Fungi; Ascomycota; Eurotiomycetes; Onygenales; Ajellomycetaceae
Exons: 2
Coding region: 1-1209 (402 amino acids)
Source: RefSeq, a predicted model, not a curated record